ACACGACUUUCUUCUUAAAGAGUGGCGUGUAUGUGUGUGAGUGAGAGUGAGCGAGAACAAGCGAAGACGGAGUAUUGAAAACAAUCCAGAAACUACUUGUUGACAAAAGCAGGCGGCGGUACCAGCAACAGCAACAGCGACUGAACUAAACAUUCGCUACCAAAGCAUCGCUCUUUGCAUAUACUAAUUAUACACACCACGCACGCAUCUAGAACUCUACACGUCAGCACUCCGCGACCUAUAACCCAAUAAACAAAAUGCGUCAAUUGAAGGGAAAGGUUAAGGAAACGCGCAAACAAAAAAAGGAGCGCAAAUUGGAAAACGCGGAAAUUCAGGCGAAAAUGGGCACAAUUGUUUUGCCGGCGCUGGGCGUCAUUGCCAUAAUAAUUGUGGCAUUCGUUUACCUGAAGACGAGACCUGCAAUUUUGGAGUAAAUUACCCUACUUCGAUUUAGUUUAAGCUAGUUUAGAUACAACGAAAAUUUUACUUUGUUUAUGUGUGCAAGAAUGUAAAAUGUGCUAUUUGUUUAAAAUGUUGU
Drosophila albomicans is the source of this 538-nucleotide messenger RNA. Its product is annotated as single-pass membrane and coiled-coil domain-containing protein 4 homolog. The record is from RefSeq and is a predicted model, not a curated record. The coding region runs from base 258 to 434 and encodes 58 amino acids. The transcript is spliced from 3 exons. Lineage: Eukaryota; Metazoa; Arthropoda; Insecta; Diptera; Drosophilidae.